AUGGCUUCACGAGCACUCAUGUCGACGUCUUCGCGGUACCCCGAGCAUGAUCUCUCGGAAUUUCCGACCAGCCUCAAGGGCAAGCGCAUCUUGCUGUGCACCGAAUCCUUCGGUCCCGUCAACGGCGUGAGCAGAACGACUCUCAUGCUCGUCAACCACUUGCGCGCAAACGGUGCGCAGGUCGCUGUCGUGGCACCUCACAACCAUACCCAACACAACACGUUUACGCCGCCUCCGUCCCCGUCGUUGUCGCCGGUCGACAAGCCGCAACCCGAGGUGCGUGUGACGGGCUACCCGUUGCCGUUCAACCCCGAGUUGAGCAUCGUGUAUCCUGUGCGCAACUCGACACUGUACUCCAGAACCUUUGGGCUGGACGCGCCGCCCGACCUGAUCUACCUCGCAUCGCCAGCCAGCCUUGGCUUCCAGGUGAUGCUGCAGCUUCGACAGCAGCCCAAGGAAAACCAGAUCCCAAUCAUCUGCAACUUCCAGACCGACCUGGCCGGGUAUUGUCAGAUUCUGUUCCCAGCGCCCCUCAGCCACUUUGCCGUCUUUGCCUUUGCGGCCGUGCAGAGCUAUCUCUUCCGCCACGCUUCCGUCAAGACCAUCUUCUACCCCUCGCAGUUUGUGCGUCGUUAUCUCGCCAGCCAGAAUGUGCAGGAGGACAAGAUGGAACUCCUGACGCGUGGUGUGAACACAGACAUGUUCAACCCCCGGAAACGAAGCGAGCAACUACGCAAGGAGAUUGCACCCAACGGCGAGAUCAUCUUUGUCACCGUGUCGCGCAUCGCCGGCGAGAAAGGGUUCAACUUCCUCGCGCAUGCGGCCAAGGAGCUCGACAAGCGCGGGCUGCCCUACAAGAUGCUCAUUGUCGGGGGGAAUCGCAACCCCGACGUGGAAAAGGAGGUUCAGGAGAUGUUUGAGCCACUCAAGGAGCAAGGCAAGGUCAUCUUUGCCGGGUUCAAGGUUGGCGAGGACUUGGCUGAGGCAUAUGCCUGCGGCGACGUCUUCCUGCACUGCUCUGUCACAGAGACGUUUGGACUUGUCGUGCUCGAGAGCAUGUCGUCUGGUGUGCCCGUCGUUGCGCGUGACGAGGGUGGUCCUUCGGAUAUUGUCCACGAUGGCGAGACGGGCUAUCUCGUGCCGCCGAACGAUCUUGAUGGUUUCGUCACCAAGGCAAUGCAGCUUGGCCAGGAUCACGCUUUGCGAGCACGCAUGGCGGAUGCGUCCAGGCGGGCGGCUUGCGAGGCAACAUGGGACAAGAUCAACAACAAGGUUGCGUGGAGGAUGAGCGACACAAUCGCUGAGCAUGAGCUCGAACGGGGCAAGCCGCAACCGAUCACAAAAGUGUCAAACGCAAGCCUUGCGGCGUCGCAGCUGGUGCCGAUCUAUGGAUGGCUCAUGAUGAACGAGGCUGUCCGCCAGCAGAUCACGCGAGCAAUUGUCGAUGCCCGCUUGAUCGGCGGUCUGGGUCUCAUCCUCUCAGCAUGGGCCAUGACUGGUCUGUACGUGAUCUUCACAGAGUGUCUUCUGUGGGCCAAGGGUCGCAUGAGGAGCAGCGAGAAGAAGGCUGUUUAG
This is a messenger RNA of Emericellopsis atlantica, 1575 nucleotides long. Its product is annotated as putative glycosyl transferase. The transcript has a single exon. Gene Ontology annotation, molecular function: glycosyltransferase activity. The record is from RefSeq and is a predicted model, not a curated record. Bases 1 to 1575 code for a protein of 524 amino acids. Lineage: Eukaryota; Fungi; Ascomycota; Sordariomycetes; Hypocreales; Bionectriaceae.